AUGGACCAACGAGUUGGGGCUUCCUGGAUGCUCAAGGAUCAGAAUUGGGCCAAAAUCGCCCAGGCCGGCACAAUUACGUACGUGAUCUACUAUGUCUGCUACGCCUUGUACAUGGUCACUCUCAGUCCAAAGGCUAAGAUCCCCGGUCCUCUUCUCCGCAAGUUCUCAUACCUUCCCUGCAUUCUUGCUAGCUUUCGAGGUCUGGAAUCUCAUGCUGUUCGGGAUCUGCACGCUCAAUAUGGACCAGUGGUGCGGGUCAACCCGGAGUUGGUCUCCUUCACGGCUCCAACAGCCUGGAAGGAGAUCUACGGAUACCCCGGUGUGAAGAAGUUCAAGAAAUCGGGAUACCGCCAGCUCCGUCCGGGUGUACCCGACCUCCUCACGGCGAACGGUCCAGAUCAUGCCCGUCAGAGGGCUGCUCUGAGCCGAGCCUUUUCUGACCGGGCCUUGCGUGAGCAGGAGCAUUAUUUCCAGGAGCAUAUCGAUCUGUUUCUCACCCGGAUGGAUCGGCGGUGUGAAAGCAAGGAGAGUCUGGUCAACGUCGGCCAGUGGUUUGAAUUCCUCGCGUUCGAUAUUAUCGGGACCCUAGCCUUUAGCAGCUCGUUCGAUUGUCUCCUGAAUGAGGACUACCAUCCUUGGGUGACCUUGCUGAUCAAUUUCUUCAAAUCGACUCACUAUUUCCUCACGGCGAAGAUGCUCGGCAUUUUCUUCCCCGUUGCCCUUGUUGUGGGUCCGAUUCGCCAUCUUCUCAAGGGACAAGAGCACCUACGGCGCAGCUACGCCAAGGUGCAAGAACGAUUAAAGCUGCCCCCCGACGGCGCUCGACAUGACUUCUGGACAUAUAUCAGCAAGUAUAACUCGGAGCACGAAGCGUCUUUGUCCAUGUCCAUCCGGGAGAUGGAGGUCAACGCAGCGCUCAUCAUCCCCGCCGGCAGCGAUACGAUUGCCUCAGCGCUUUGCGGCACCCUUUACCUUCUGCUCAAGAACCCUGCUACACUGGCUCGGUUGCGCAUGGAACUCGACACCGCCUGUCCACGGGAAUCGGACAUCACCAUGGAUCGCCUCGCCGGGCUGCCUUAUCUCCGCGCCGUCAUCAACGAGGGCUUGCGCAUGUACCCGCCGCUGCCGUCAGACCUGCGUGCUGUCGUUUGUGGUCACUUCAUUCCCGGUGGGACAAUCAUGACCGUCUAUGCCCUGGCCGCGUACGAUAACGACGCCAAUUUCGCUCAGUCCCGCGUUUUCGCCCCGGAGCGAUGGUUAACGACCGACGAGCGACCCGAAUGGACGCGUCAGGAUCAUUUGGAGGUUUGUCAACCGUUCUCGGUCGGGCCACGCAAUUGUAUUGGGAUGAACCUCGCCUAUGCAGAGACAAAGCUCGUCCUGGCUCGGCUGUUAUUCCGCUUCGACGUGAAGCUAGCUGAUGAUGCAUUCGACAUCUCCAAGCAACGCGUGUACAUCAUGUGGGAAAAGCCACCGCUGAGAGUGCGUUUGAGUCGGAGGUAG
Molecule: messenger RNA, 1503 nt
Organism: Aspergillus novofumigatus IBT 16806
Lineage: Eukaryota; Fungi; Ascomycota; Eurotiomycetes; Eurotiales; Aspergillaceae
Product: cytochrome P450
Exons: 3
Coding region: 1-1503 (500 amino acids)
Molecular function (GO): heme binding; monooxygenase activity; iron ion binding
Source: RefSeq, a predicted model, not a curated record